Messenger RNA from Colletotrichum acutatum, 996 nucleotides. Its product is annotated as acyl transferase/acyl hydrolase/lysophospholipase. The transcript has 3 exons. Gene Ontology annotation, biological process: arachidonate metabolic process. The record is from RefSeq and is a predicted model, not a curated record. Gene Ontology annotation, cellular component: membrane. The coding region runs from base 482 to 919 and encodes 145 amino acids. NCBI's taxonomy places the organism in Eukaryota, Fungi, Ascomycota, Sordariomycetes, Glomerellales, Glomerellaceae.
UCUCGAACUUUCAAUGUUCAAGAUUGAGUGAUGCGUCUUCUUAACAGGGCAAUCUAGGCGCCCGGAAUGUCUCGGCGCUUAGCCACCCCCAUUGAUCUGCCUCUUGACCAAACCCUGCAAUCCAAUGGCGUACGCCCAAACCUGAGAUGAGUCUCCACUACAACGUCAAGGCAACAUCAUGCAGGCCUCCGAUUCCCACCCUCUCGAUUUGUCCAACGGCCCGCGCCUAGUGCGGCUAGUGGUAUGAUCCGCCUCUCGUUGACAAGCGCAUACGCCAGUUGACUUCGAAGUCUCUCCAUGAUUGGUUUGUCUUUUCAAGAAUGGUGCACCUUCAUGCGGUCGCGAGGCGUUCAAGCGGCCGUCUUAGGCCCCUCUUGACAGGGUUUGAAGGUAUGUAUGACCAGCGCAGUCCCAACCUUUUCAGACGUAGGCGACCGUUGUCCUACUCUUGCUGCUUAGCCUGUGGUGCAAUCAGUCAAAGAUGGACGACCAAAGGCCUGUCCGGCUUCUCUCUUUGGAUGGCGGGGGUAUUCGCGGGCUCUCCUCCAUCUUGAUUCUGAAAGAUUUGAUGCGCCAUAUGAAUCAAGAUCGUGAUCCCAAUAGCCAGCUCCAGCCUUGGCAAGUCUUCGAUCUCAUUGGAGGUACAAGCACGGGCGGAAUUAUCGCUAUAAUGCUAGGAUGUCUUCGCAUGACGGUCGAUGAGUGUGAAGAGGCGUACAUUCGUCUUGCAAAAACAAUUUUCAAGCCGAAACGAUGGAAAUACAACGCCUUCAGCCGUGGUGUCGAUUUCUUUUCCGCUAGCGAACGGUACGACUCAGCAAAAUUGGAAAGUGUGGUCAAAGAAAUCAUCAAAGCACGAACGGGUAGCGAGAAGACCCCAUUGAGUAAUUUUAUAGAGGACGGUGUCGGCAAAGUGUAAGAGGAUGGAUGCAAGACCAACAACCGCCAGAAGGUUGAGCUGACAAUGAAAAAGGUUCGUUACCACGGUUCAGACAG